AUGAUGAGCGAAAGGUUUAUCUUAACUUCUCCAUUCAUGCUUAUGGAAGGGAUUGAGAAUAUAGGAAUUCAACAGAUGAAAAGUCAAUUAAGAUGUAUUAAAUGCUCUGAAGACCUUUCUUUGUAUUUUCCUCCUCUAAGUUUUCUUCAAACCUUUCCUCAUCCUCCAUUAAAACCUCUCAUACACUUAACCUGCAAACAUAUCAUCCAUUACAACUGUAUCAAUAAUCCACAGAAGCUGUGUCCUAUAUGCCCAUCAUCUGAUAUGGAAAUUGAUGAUUUGAAAACUCCAACAGAGCAGAGUUCAAGUACUGCACAGAAAAAAUGUACUAGGGUAUCAUCCGCAUUUACCGAAAAAUCAUCUAACAAGAAGGUGAAAAAAACUGGUGGAAAGAAGGUAUUAUUUAUGCUGAAAAAGCUUAUCAAAGAAUUAUUAGCUGAUACACCUGUUGCCGCUAUUGGAAAGAACUUGAAAGAAGCAAAUGAAAGCGCAACCAGUAUUUUUUUGCAACUCUCCGAUAAGAUUGAUAAUGCUGAAACUAAAAAUGAAGGUGCAUUUCAAGGUCUUAUUUUCAGCUAUUUUGAUUUUGGGGAAGUUGUAUUUAAAUGA
Rhizophagus irregularis DAOM 181602=DAOM 197198 is the source of this 609-nucleotide messenger RNA. RefSeq lists its product as uncharacterized. The record is from RefSeq and is a predicted model, not a curated record. NCBI's taxonomy places the organism in Eukaryota, Fungi, Glomeromycota, Glomeromycetes, Glomerales, Glomeraceae.